UUUAAAAACGCGCAUGAGCGACGCCAACGCGGUUUAUUCUAUCGAUUUUUGAACGAUAAAUAAAACCUGUCCGCCUCGGAAAAGGGCACCACUUAUAUUGCGAUGAAAAGACAAAAUGUGAGAACCUUGUCGCUUGUGGUGACAACGUUUACGUAUUUAUUAGUCGGCGCUGCAGUGUUCGACGCGCUUGAGUCGAAAGAAGAGGAAAAACGCGAUGCUCUACUGAAAGUAUCGACAAACUCCUUAAAGCGAAAGUAUAACAUAACUGAGGAGGACUAUCGCGUGAUAGAGCUCAUGAUAAUCGAAUAUAAACCCCACAAAGCGGGCCCGCAAUGGAAAUUCGCAGGCUCGUUUUAUUUCGCCACCGUAGUGCUGGCCAUGAUAGGUUACGGGCAUUCCACCCCAGUGACAGCAGGUGGCAAAGCUUUCUGUAUGGGUUACGCGAUGAUAGGAAUUCCUUUGGGCCUAAUCAUGUUUCAAAGCAUCGGUGAACGGCUGAACAAAUUCGCCUCCAUAAUCAUUAAACGUAUUAAAAUGUACCUCAAGUGUCACAAAGUGGAGGCGACUGAAAUGAACCUUAUGUUUGCCACGGGAAUGCUGUCUACGAUUAUUAUCACAACGGGAGCCGCCGUGUUUUCUAGGUACGAAGGAUGGACCUACUUUGACAGUUUUUAUUAUUGUUUUGUCACGCUGACCACUAUAGGUUUUGGUGAUUACGUUGCCUUGCAGAACGAUAACGCAUUAAUAAAUAAACCGGGUUACGUCACUCUAAGCCUAGUCUUUAUCCUCUUUGGAUUGGCGGUAGUAGCGGCCAGCAUCAACUUGUUGGUCCUUAAAUUUAUGACCAUUGAUGCAGAAGAGAGUCGUAAAGACGAACACGAUCUUCAAUCUUCCUCCCAUCACGUGUUCGCACUAGAAGGAGAAAUGAUGGCCGUCAACGGCAAGCUCCUCGCCGGGCACACUUUUAACGAGGACGACAUCGACCAGAUGUCAGUCUGCUCGUGUAAUUGUUUGGGUCUUAAUCACGCGGACAACCAGAGACUUUUGCUCGACACUUGUUACCAUCCUUCAAAUGCGGUAACGAAUUCCACACUUUCCACAAAACGUGCGUCCGUGUGACGUAGUUUCGCUGACAGAGUGUUUUCCCAUAGAGAUUUUAUGUUGUUAGCUGUUGGGUCGUAUUAUACAUUUUUUGUCUGGUCUGCGGCGAAGGCUAGCGAAUAAAGGCCUAAUCAGUGAUUAAAAAUACACACCAAGGGUUUACAGUUUUUUUUUUAUCCCUGCGACUGAUUUCCCUAUGAUUAGAUUAAAUGCAAGUUCUAACCUGAGGUUGGACACAAAGACAGAAAAAGUGUCUUAAAAAGUUUCUUUUUCUACUCCCGUCUGAUUACACACCGAUCUACCAGUCAGGAAGGGCCACUUUACGACGUUAAUUUCGUUUCCGACGGAUCCGAGCCACUUCGGACAUUUCCGGGACUUUACCGCACGAGUUUAGGAGCAAUCGGAUGUUUUCGGAGAUAUUUUCCACGCCUUGAAUUUUAACGUUUAUCAAUUCUUACGGUCAUGUCAGUGAAUAUAUUCGUGUUGUUUUGCGAAAAAUAUAUUCAAAAACUAACGCUCGUAGAAAAAGUAUAAUAUGCAACAUUUUCGCUAAACCUUUUAAGUCACUCGUUUAUUGAACACUCGCUCCGCUCGUGUCAAAUAAACUCGUGAGUCCAAUGCCGUUUAACGCACUUCCGAUAUCGGAUAUUAUUAUUUUCAAAGGUUCUUAUUGAUUUUUUUCAUGUCAGCUUGUCUCGACUAUUCACAAGCCUGUCACGUUUUGAUGUUUUCUCUUACAUUUAAUUUAAAGCUAUUCUUGUGCCACCCUGCACGUUUUCGACCGAUUUUUUAUAAUACGUAUAUUAAUUAAUAACUGUCAAAUUUAAAGCAGCCAGCCUACAGAUCUAAAUUU
Cylas formicarius (sweet potato weevil) is the source of this 1954-nucleotide messenger RNA. It is a transcript of the gene Task7, whose product is annotated as two pore potassium channel protein sup-9. Gene Ontology annotation, molecular function: potassium ion leak channel activity. The transcript is spliced from 5 exons. The coding region runs from base 103 to 1119 and encodes 338 amino acids. Gene Ontology annotation, cellular component: membrane. The record is from RefSeq and is a predicted model, not a curated record. Lineage: Eukaryota; Metazoa; Arthropoda; Insecta; Coleoptera; Brentidae. Gene Ontology annotation, biological process: potassium ion transmembrane transport; stabilization of membrane potential.